Messenger RNA from Coregonus sp. 'balchen', 5193 nucleotides. The record is from the annotation of a GenBank genome assembly. NCBI's taxonomy places the organism in Eukaryota, Metazoa, Chordata, Actinopteri, Salmoniformes, Salmonidae.
AUGGGGGCGCCCGUGGACACACUAGACCACGACAGGAGGUAAGGCUGGAGGAGGAGGGGGAUGCUCCAAGUAUUGACAGCUGAAGGGUAGUAAGAGGAAAAGAUAAUAAGAUGGCUAUCUGUUCCUUCUAACCAGAUACCCUUUUCAUCUGUCUGAAUUCUCUCACCUCAUCUUCAGAGGAUCUGUGGGGAUGGUUGUUUUUCAAAAGGUUUAAUUCUAUCCAUAUGUACAGGUAGCAGUAGCAGCCUGUGUGUUUGAAGGGGGAAAUCACAGUAGUUUUAUAUGACCCAGACAAUUUCAGCUCAUCCAGUUGCUGUUUGUCAGGAACGGGAUUUAAGCAGGCCUUUAGGGCAGGGUUGACCCACGUGACCCCUCGCUGUGUGUGCGCACGCUCGUGUGUGUCUGUUUGUGUGAGUGUGUAUGCACGCGUGCGUGCGUGCCAGCAUGCAUGAGUGUGUUGUGUGUGUGUUUUUAUCACCUCACCCAGUGUGUCACGUCCUCGACCCCUCCAAUGAGGAUCUGUCUCAGUGCUAAUCCCACUCACACCAAUAGCAGUGUGACAGGAAACAAGGGCUGACCAGACGGCUUUGUGUCUCCCAGACCUUUGCACCGAUUUACUGUCUUCACUUACAGUAAAGCCCACUGGAGUGCUGUGACACCCGUUUCAGAGAGGACCUUCCAGAGUGCAUUUAAAAUUAAACACCUCUGCUGCUAACAUGUGCCGUGGCAUGUACUCUAGUCAGUCGGGGUGAAACUUUGAACUCAUGUUUGGGUUACUGAUCAGAUCUGUCCAUGAGAAAAGACCUUGAAGGUGGACAGUACAUGUUUGGCUUUAUAGUGUUUUGAUUAAAACAAUCAGGGUGGUAUUUUAAAACUGCUAAUAUUAAUUUAAUAGUUCACCCUUUACUUGAGAUAAUUGCAUUGAUCAUCGACGAAGUGAGAAUAUAAAGAGCCUAUUAGACUAUUUUCACUGUUUUCUAUUUCAUCUUGAGGGCAGAGCAUGAGCUGGAAACACCCAUACUCACACACACACACACAAACAAAUAUAUUUUAAGUGUCAGUGCAUUGUAGUGCAGAUAACUGCCAGUGAGAUAGAUUCUCAGAGUGUUUUCCUCUGUCUCCUCAGGCUUCUCAGCGCUGUCGCUGGGAGACCAGAUGAGUCUACUGCAGAGUGCCUGGAUGGAGAUCCUGAUCCUGAGCAUCGUGUUCCGCUCACUGCCCUAUGAGGACGAGCUGGUGUAUGCAGAGGACUACAUCAUGGACGAGGAACACUCGCGGCUCACGGGCCUGCUCGACCUCUACGUGUCCAUCCUGCAGCUCGUACGCAAGUACAAGAAGCUCAAGGUGGAGAAGGAGGAGUUUGUCACCCUCAAGGCCAUCGCUCUCGCUAACUCAGGUAGGACAACAUACUCCACCUCCGUAUAUAGUGUAAAUAAGACGGCAGCCAGGGAUGAUAGGUGAAUAUUUGGAUAUUCCAUUCUUUACAAGGUUGUGUAAUUUAUGCAAAAUGAUGUGAACAACCAAUCUAAAAAACAAUAAAAUGUAUAAUUUAAGGUAAUAUUGUAUUUUUGCUGAUAAUGUAUGUUUUGCAGAUCAGAGUCUAAUUGUUCAGUAUUUUAUGGACAAUAUGAUAUUGUAAAAUGGGCAAUCACAAGCAAUAUACACAUGUGGGCAAUAAUAAUACUUUUGGGACUUUUUAACUUUAUGUCGUAAUUUUAUGAAUAAAUUUACAUUUACAUUUUAGUCAUUUAGCAGACGCUCUUAUCCAGAGCGACUUACAGUUAGUGGAUACAUUAUUUUAUAUUUUUCAUACUGGCCCCCCAUGGGAAUCGAACCCACAAUAAAUCUAGUAUUUAUACAUUUUAGGACACAUUUCAUUAAUCUCAAAAACUGUCAUAUAUCAGAUCUAGAGCAAGAGUUAAUUUCAAAUGAACAAAUUAUUACUAUAGUGCCUGUGACACAGAAAUAUAAAUUAGUUUGGAAUAUUUUUUAAACACCCAUUAAUUUGCCAGUUUGGUGUUCCUUAUGGGGUUCUUUCAAAUGUAAAACCAAAAAUGUUUGUAUUUAUAUUGCACAAAUGCAGAAAACUGUUUCUAAUUUUAUAUUGGAAUAUUAUCUUAUUCAUAAUAACAAUUGUUCAUAAUUUAUGUUUGUUAAUCAUCUCCAUUACAUUAAUAUACAUUAAUUUAAUAUGUUAAAUCUAUAUUUCUAUAUCUAUCUCAUGGCCAAAAUGUCAUGUCAGGGUUUAAAGUUGUACAGUUGUUGACUUUACCCUUUAGUUUUGAGUUGGAGAUGGAGUGGAGAGAUAGAGGAGGAGGGGAGCACUGAACUUUUAAUUGAAAGCCUUCCAUGUGGUAUUUCUCCAUCCAUCCCUCUAUCUCCAUAACAGUAGCUGCAGGGCACGCCAACCAUGGGAGAUAAAUUUAGCAUUUCAUUAGGAGCACAGGGCCUGUCAAUACAAUGUGUUAAGUCGAAUGGAAUGAGUAUCAGGGAGUGAUGGGGCUUGUUUGUUCCAAUGCGAAGACGGCACACUCGUAUCGACAGGCUGCUUUUGAGUAGGCAGGGCCUGUCCCUCUCUGAUCAAUGCCUGGCUGGGCCACGGGCGAUUUUUUUUUUUUUUGUCUGGCUGAAAAAUGAAAACGCUGAUGGUGGGCUUUGCUUUGCUUUCAGACGACAGAGCUUUGUUGGGGGGUGGGUGAGGGAGGGAGGCCUGGUGUCGGUGUGGGUAGGAGGCGUCCGGAACGUUUGAACAAGGUCUCUGUGAGAUCACUCUCCCGGGAGCCCCUCUGUCUGACAGCUGUGAAAAUUCAUAGCGAUUGAUUUUGUAAUUAGCAGUUUAUCAAUGGGAUCGACGUGGGCUCUCUGAUGGAUUGCAAGGAAAUUGUUUCUUCAAAGUAGUUUUUUUAAGCCCAUCCCCUCCUCCAAAGUCUACAUGCUGCGUUCUCUCUCUCUCCCUCUCCUUCUCUCUCUCUCGAUAUCUUGAUCUCUCUCUGUCUAUUGCUCUCUUUUCUUUCUCAUCUGGUCUCUCUCUAGCUCUUUCUUUCAUUUCUUCUUGCCUGCACUUCACCCUGAGACCUUUGUCCACUGUGCUCACUCAUUCUUGGCAUUAGAUGAGUUGAAUGGCUAAAAUGUCACGCAUGUGCUGAAGCACACAUGCACACUCACACAUACACUCACUAACGUCUUUGAUACAUUUAUUAGUUCUAUAAUUUUAUCACAGUAAUUAAAAUGCAUCUAAUUGCUAAUAAUUUGUCCGUGCAUUGACUUGUCUAUAUUACCUAAUAUGCUGUUUAUCAUUGACUAAUCCUGUAUGAAGCAAACAGGAGAUACAAUACUGUUAGCUCUCUGACUUCUUCCUGGUGAAUUUCCCUUUUGUUCUUCCAUUCUGCUCAUCCCUCCAAUCCCCCCCCCCCCCCCCCCCCCCCCCCCCCACCCCACCCCACCCCGCUCAUCUGCGCAUUCACUUUCCAAAACGACCUACUUCGUUUUACCGCUGUGGAUUGGAAAGCGUCAGGGUGAGAAAUGUCUCAAGGUCUUGGGAAUAUAGUUGUUCCAGUCAAUGAAUUUGUGACGAAGUCUGAAAUCUGUUUUGCCUUUUAUUGUCCCGCGUGGUGAAAUAUGCACCGCCAAGGUGAUACAAGUCAGGCAACCAAUGACACGCCAUCUCACAAGUGCCAGACACUGGUUAACCACUGAGAGAACCACAACCCCAGUGUAUCCUUGAGAGAGAGAGAGAGAGAGAGAGAGAGAGAGAGAGAGAGAGAGAGAGAGAGAGAGAGAGAGAGAGAGAUAGAGAGAGAGAGAGAAGCGAUAGAAUAGCUCUCUAAGAGAGCUCGAGAGCUUCUCUCCUUCUUCGCUCUCUCUCUAUCUCUCUCUCUCUCUCUCUCUCUCUCCACCUCUACUCCUCUCUCUCUCUUCCUCUGCCCUCCCCGUUGCUUGUUCCCCAUUCUGCACGUACCGUAAGAGUAUCCGUGAACAAUACAAUACACCCCAGCACAUCAGAGAGGGAGCGACUGCAAUGAGUCAGAGAGAGAACCCCCCUCUUCAGGGAGGAUAUGGGCUACAGAGUCAGUAUGAUACUGUACACAUGGUUGUUGUUGAUGUAGUUUCACUGUUACAGUAGGCCUACAUACAUGUAGUUACAGUGGUUAAGUUGGUGUUUAUAGAAUUAGUUUUGUAUGAUCAAUCAUCAGUCAAAAUAUGGAUUCCAGCUAGCUAAAACACUAACAGUCAAGUUAUUAUUCAAUCAAAUAUACAAUAGUGUUUACUUUCAUUCCACUUAAUUAUUUGUUCCACAUGUGUCUGUGAGAGAGGAGGGAGGAAAUGAAUGAAAAUGUGAAGGAAGUAUUUUUUCUUUAUUGAAGCUAGUUUACACCGUCCAAUUCCCUGAUGGAGUGUUUAUAAGAAAACAAUCUAUUCCAGAGCUGUCUUUUGGAACAGUGAGGUGUUUAAUAUGUAUUCAUUCACUGGGGAUUGGCUGCUAUUCAUUCCAUUGUGUGCUCCAGGAUACUGCAGCAUUAUAUUGAUUUUCAGUCUCAUUGGUCAAAGGCCAUUUGAAAAUCAAACCAAGACCACCAGGCAUAAAAAUUACAUGAAGCUUUGGGUUUUUCUUUACGUUCUAUUGUUUAUCUUGUCGCAGUGUGAAUUAUGCUGAUAACGUAUCUAAUAGCUGACUGCACUGAUAGAUCAGUAGUACCGACCCAGCCAUGUUUUACUUUAGCAAAAAUACAUUGGAGAUAACUGCCUUUUUAGAAUUCCUGCUGUGUUCACCAGCCUGAAAUAUGCACUGUAUUCUGCAAAUUUUUGAUGUGUAACUAUUUACAGAACUAUUUUACAUUUCAUUAAAUAAAGCACUGGUUUGUAUUUUCAUUGUAUCUCUGAAGAUGUUAACAUGACUCAUGUUGAAGAGCCCUCUUUCACUGACCCUGUCUCUCCCUCUCCUCUCCAGACUCCAUGCAUAUAGAGGACGUGGAGGCGGUGCAGAAGCUCCAGGAUGCGCUCCACGAGGCCCUGCAGGACUAUGAGAGCAGCCAGCAUCAGGAGGACCCCCGGCGGGCAGGCAAGCUACUCAUGACCCUGCCCCUGCUGCGUCAGACCGCCACCAAGGCCGUGCAGCACUUUUACAGCAUCAAGGUGCAGGGAAAGGUGCCCAUGCACAAACUCUUCCUGGAGAUGCUGGAGGCCAAGGUCUGA